CAAUCAUAACCCUUCAACUUUGAACUGGAAGUAAUUAUUUACGCUUGCGUAUCAACGCUUAAAUUUUACAUUCCACAAGUUGAAAAUACUGAAGGUUUAAAUGAAAUCAUUGUUAUGUUCGAGUUGGAAGUGGAUUUAAAUUCAAUGGAAAAGUAAUCACAUUCAGACACCGUGUUGAGUUGUUACUGAUACAUUGUUAACUCUUAAAAAUGGUAAGCAGUUGAAACGUAUGCUGUGCCUGUGCCGUGGUAUGUUAAAGUUAAAAUGUUAAGUUAAAGAAGUUAAAGUCUUUAAACCCCCAUAUCGCCUUCACUUUCUUUCACGAAAAUGAACUUAAAAAACGUGCUUUUAUUUUUUUUAAAGUUUUUGUUGGUCUAGUGCUAGCCUAAUUUAAAAGAAUAAAGAUUUAAUUUUAAAAGCUCUGGGUUAUAACUAAGUAAUUUGGCUAUUACUAUAUUUACUAUAUUAUUUUAGCCAUGUUUUUUGCUAUUAAUAAGUAUUAAUUAUCAUUAAAUUAUAAUUAAAUUAAUUAAUAAUUACUAAUUACUAAUAGAUGAUAUUAUUAUUAUUAUUAUUAUUAUUAUAUAUUUAUUUUUGAGGUAAAAAAACAAAAAAAUCUACUAGGUCUGAGUUAUAGUUAUAAUAUAAUUAUUUUUAUAUUAAAUUACACCAAAAAAUACUGAAUUUAUUAAUUAUAGUUAUGUUGGCCUAUCAGUCAAUGUCAAUGUGUGCUAAGAAUAUUCAUUAUUGUAGGCCUACUUUACAGCCUACACACAAUUUUUUAAGGUAAUUUACCCUCUGAUUCCCAACUAAAAACUUUUCAAGUUCAUUUAAAAUGUUUGAUUUAUUUUGUAAAAUUGUUAACUUGAAACUACUUAGCAUUAUUCAGAUGUUAAGGGAUUCAAAAAUUACGAAUCAAUUCUAAUUCAUAAUUGACAGUGAUAAUAUUAAUAGCCAUUUCUGGCAUCUUGAUAAAAAAUAAUUAACUUUUAAUAUGGCGACAUUUUCGUCCCCACCCCAAGCAGCUUGAGAAGCACGUAACUUUUUUUGGAAUUGUUAAAAUUUAAUAAUAUAAGAAUGUUUAAACUUUUAAUUUGAAUGUAGUUUUACUUUAUCUAGGUCCCAUUUGACUUUUUUCACUAACAAAAGAGUAUAUUAAUAUUAUUACAUAAUAUGCUUACCUAAUCCUAAUGAUAAUCCUCUCCGUGACUCAGAAAAUAAAUCGUUGCGUAAAUUUCCUAGAAUCACCGGCACACAAAAACUGAUAUGUCACUGAUGAGGAAAGCAAUAAUUUAAUAAACAAAGGUGACGUAGUAUGCAAUUUCCAAAGAUACUGUGUACCUGUACGCCAUAUUGUGGAACAAGUUUUUUCGACAUUUUAGGACAUGCGCAGAACAAUGCGCCAAGAGGUUACAAAGUACCUAAUGUAUACAGUAUAGCCUACUACUACUCAGGCUACUGCCACUGCACUGGUGGAACUGAAGCCUAUAUGACCCAGGGCCGGCGCUAAACAUUUUAGGUUGGGUGAAAAUAGGCAAUUGUCACCCUCUGGAAAAUUAUGGGAAGAGUUCAGAAAAUUGUUUUGGGGGAUUUUAACAAAUUUUGCCGCUUUCAGUGGUUUUGGGGCCCGAGGUGCCUGUGUGAUUAUCACGCAUUCUACCCGCCCUGAUAUGACCUCACACCUCUUGGGGAGAUGGGUCACAUUUUUAUGAUGAUGCAUAGGGAGGGGGUGUUAAGCAAUGUGAUGUCACAUUAAAAGUGGAACAUUAUUGAGAAACAUUGCACUUAAUUACAAUAAAUUAGAAUUAUUUUUAACAUUAAUAUUUUAUUUUUAAACUAUGAUCACUGAGAGAAUCAGUACAGGUAAGCGAUGACUGAAAAAUGGCCUCUGAUCAUCAAGUUACUGAACGCCACGGAGGAGAAGAAUCAGUUUUAGUGACAUUGACAGUUGCGAGAAAUUAUGUCAAAAUGUGGAGAUGGGAACCAUAGAAAUAAGGCUACCUCAUGGGAUUGAACUAAAAAAUGGUUGGGAUGAUUAUUGAUCCCCAUAAAAUAUUUUAUAAAAAUAAUUAAAUAAUUUAGUUAUUGUAGUUUUAUUUCGCUAAUUAACUUUUUAGAAACGAGAAAAAAAUACAAAUACAAGUAAUGCGCAAAAAACAUUCACCAGCUGCUAAAAAAAAUCCAUAGACUGAUUUUUUUAAAGGCAUUGAAAACUAGCAAUUGCAGCUAAUACAAUUUUCUGGGUCUUCUGCACCUCAGGGGGGGGGGUGUUAAAAUCUGCAACAAUUGCGACACUAGUUAGUAGUAUAGUAACACCUCGCUAUAAUGCAGUAAAUGGGGUCCAAGAUAUACAAUUAGAUUGCGUUUAUAAUGGGGCACUUUAAUUCUUGGUUUAUCAAUAUUCCAGAAAUAGUGUUGGUAUUUUUAUUAAGUAGGAUUAUAGGUAACUUUGUUUAAAAAAAGGAUUUAUGGUUAGUGAGGUAGUUUUAAUGGAUUUUUGACACAUGUGAUUGCUUCGUUUGAGAAAAUUAAUUUUUGUUACUCUUUUACCUAGUUCAAAAAAAAUAUAUAUAUAUAACUAAAUAAACUAAAUUUUUGGAGCUAUUUCGUGACCGCAUUAGAUCCAAAUUAGCUUAUUAGUGGGGCAUGUUUCAGCAAGGGUCUAUUGUUCUAUCAGUAUACUACCUUUGAUUAAUUCUUAAAAGGGCAUGUUUUAUUUUUUAGUUUUGUUAAUAAGUCUAAUUAGUUUUUAAAUAAUUGUAAAUUUAAUAUUUUUUCAGAUGCUCUCAAGAACUAAACCUGCCAUUGGUCCAGGGGCAGGUACACCAGGAAAAGAUGCAAAGAAAAAAAAGAAAAUGCCAACGGUUGAGGAGUUUCUAGACAUGAGAGAUUACACUGGAGCUAUUACACUUCUUGAAGUAAAAAGUGAAUUUUUUUUUAAAAUUUGAAGUUAUAUACUAUUUAAUUCCAUUUUUAUUAAUAAGUAUAACUUCAAUAAAGUAACUUCAAAGUAUAACUUCAAUAAAGUAACUUCAAAGUAUAACUUCAAUAAAUAAACUAGAUAGGCAAAUAUUAAUCCUAAAAUAUUAAUCUCUUUCACCAAAAAAAAAAGAUAAUAUUUAUUUUUUUUUUGUUGUGUUUUUAAGUUUAGUAGAAAUUCUGGAAAAGGCAAUGAAGAGACAGAUAUGUGGAUUGCUUACUGUGCAUUUCAUUUGGGAGAUUAUAAGCGUGCUAUGGAGGUAUGAUUGUUUAGUUAUAAAUUAAUUUUUAAUUAGUGUAUUUUCAAUAGAAAAUAGGGUACCACGGAGUUACAUGUGAGUAAUGUUAUGGACAUAUAAUUUUUAUGUAUAUCGGAAAGUGGUACUAGAUAUGUUUUGGUUAUAUACUCAGUUUUUAUUUUUUUUUUAAAGAAUAGCUAAAUAGUUGUCAUUUCAAUUAAGCUUUUCUUUGUUUUAGAUUGAACACUGAGCUAGAAGAUGUCUUAAGGUAUAUCUCUUCAUUUUAUUGCUGAUUGUUUCAGGAAUAUGAAAGACUCACAAAGAGACAGGGUGUGAGUCCAGAUGUAUGGUUGUACCUUGCUUGCUGUCAGUUCUUCCUUGGAAUGUACCCACAAGCAGAUGAAAAUUGUGUCAAGUGUAAGCAUUUAAAUUUUAACAUGCAAUAAGACAGAGAAAAUAUGGUGUGAAAUUUAAAUCAUUAUAUAAUUUAACUACAGUUGAACCCACUUAUCUCGACCUUGGUUUACUCGCCGAAUCUGUUAUGUUGACAUUUUUGAAGUGGAGCUGCCAAAUUCUCUCUUUAUCUUAGCAUUUUCUCCUCCGUUAUGUCGAUUCUUUUAUCGUCGCUGAACCCUGAUAUCUCGAGAAAAAAAGGCAUCCAAAUUUGCCACUUAACCUCAGUUAUCUCGCUCCCCAUGACCAAUCGCAGGCUUUUGAAAAUUAUAUACAACAGAAAUCUGCCUACUUCAAACUGUAGUAAUUGAAAUGAAAUGACAAUAUCAUUGUCCGCUUAAUUUACUUGACACAGCAAGAAGCGAGGAGCAAGAGGCUUGCAAACAAAAGAGAGAGGUCUUAGUACCUGUUCUAUUUAUAGCGAACCACUUGUUGCAUAAUAGGCUUUUAUGCGUUCUUACAGGUUGAUUUUUUUAAAAACCUAGAUUCCGUAUUUGAAUAAACUGAACUCGCGAAUCCGGAGCUGAAAAAUGUUAAGCCUCACGAAACCGUAAUUCUGGGAUAAUCCGGAAAAGUAGUACCCCACAUAUACCUUGUGUUGUUAGCAAACAUGUUUGAGUAUUUACAUUUUUUUAGCAUGCCGAUCACUUCAUCAAACUAAUCGCGGUAACGCUGUUGUGUAAAAAAAUAACUCCAAAAACAUGUGCAUGUACAUUCUCAUUUAUAAAGGCACAUCGUCUACAUAAAGAAAUUUCAAGCACAUGUUAAUAUAUUGCAGCCAUAUUGGCUUUCGGUUAUCUCGAUCAUCAGUUAUCUCAACGCUUUUUGGCAAACAACGAGGCCGUUGACAUAACUGGGUUCGACUGUACUUAUUGAAAACUUUUUAAAAAAAAUAUUUCCAGGUCCUAAAAGUCGACUGCAAAACAGACUUCAGUUUCAUUUAUCCCACAAGUUUGGGGAUGAACGACGUUUAAUGAGCUUUCAUCAGAACCUGCAAGACAUCAUUGAAGAUCAAUUAUCCCUGGCAUCAAUACAUUACUUGCGGAGUCACUACCAAGAGGCUAUCGAUAUUUACAAGAGAAUUCUAUUAGAUAACAGGUCUGUUAAUGAAAGAAAUAACUUCCACUAUAAAAUGACAAAUAAUAAAAUAGUUAUUUUUUUUUUUUAUCUGUCACUAGGAUAUUAUGUUGUAGACUUUGCAGGAUGAAAUUACAAAGCCAGGAAUUUUUCUUUAGGAGGAUAAGCUGGGUCCCCGGAGAGCAAAUUUCAUGUAUAUCAAGGAUUAUUAUAUAUCACUUUGAAUUCAAAUUCAGUUUCAGGACUUCUUCUAGCGUUUAAAUCAUUUUGGAAAAUUAUUGAAAGGUAGGGCAAAAGCAAAACCUAAAAUGACUUGAGAGGACACCCUGCUUUAUUCCACCCCCUCCCCAAGUUAAAAUGCCAUCAAUGUUACUAUUGAUGAAGAAGACACAUCUGAAAAGAUCUAGCUAGCUUUUCAAGCCACUCCUUCAUAAUGGGAAAUCAGUUUAGUAAAUCUUUUUAAAAAUAUCUGUAACAAUUCCAACAUAAUGGUUUCCUAUUCUCAUUAUUAUAUUUUGUUUUAGUGACAGCUUAAACUACCUUUUUUUUUUUUAAAGAUUGAGUCUUCAAGCUAUUGAAUAGCCUGCCCUUUUUUAAAAUUUCUGCUACUAGUGUGGGAUCCAGAUAUAGACUACAAUUCUUGAUUCAUUCAUAUUCUCUUGUUACUUUCUGCCACAGUCUCUCUGCAUUCAUUAUCAAACCAGCCUACUCUACUGUUACUUUGCCCGAAUCCUACUACUUUCUCUGCUGAUCAAUUUAUAGCAUUUUCAUCCUAUCCCACUGUUCAUUUAUGUUGUUUUCCCUGUUUUUAUCCUCCUGUGCCGCUUCUUGCAGUGCUUCUACUUCUUAUUGGUAAGCUUUUGCGGUUGGUGGGUCUUUGGUAAGGUUUUGGUAAUAAUAUCGUUUUUCUUUUUGAUUUUGGCCACUGUGAAUUAUGAUUAUUCUCUGCUUAUAUUUUAAACCUUACAAGUAGAUGUUCAGAGUCUCCUCAAUAGCUUCUUACUUCUUGUAUAUUUGAUCCAUACCUCCAAUUGAUUGUUCAGUUUGGUUUUUGAGUAAUUCCAUCUGGUGAGUUCCAAGUAACUUAACGUAUAUUUUAUUGUGGAAACCUGGUGCUGCCAACUGUCAACCCUUUUCAUUGAGUCGGAUUCCAUUGUAAUUGUAUUCUUCAUGCAGACUCUCCUUGCCAAUAGUAACAGUUGGCCUAAACACUUUUUCUUUCCCUAUUUUGGCAUUAAAGUCCCCAAUCACUAUUUGAAUAUCAUGUUGUCAUGCUUCAUCAUCAAUCUUUUCCUGUGUUCAUAAUAGGAUUCUUUUAUCUGACCCUCUGUAUCUUCAGUGGGAGCAUGAACAUUUAUAAAUGCUAUAUUAAACAUGUUUCCUCAUACACGCAAAGAGCACAAUCGUUCAUUCUCUGGUUAAAAAACUGCACUGACGGCUUCUUUCUUCACAGCAAAUCCUGUUCCAAGAGUGUUAGUGUUGUUGCCAAUAUAAAUUAUGGUGUAGUUUUUUGUCUUGAGGAUGUCUGCAGUUUUUUCAUUGAAUUUCUUGUAAUGCAGCAAUAGAGAUCGAUUAGGAUGGCUAAGGCUCCUACUCUAAACUUGCUAAGUACGUUCAAAGUCGAAAGCUAAAAAUCAUGUCCUAUUCGAGGCAUGGGUCAAUUUCCAUUAGAAUCAGUCCAGGGUUUUAUUUUGUUGUUUGGCUUUCAUAAAGUUUAUUAUUUUAAAUUGGCCGGGUUGUUAGCCCUGUGCACAACCAUCUGGGGGGCUGUACUUACAGCUCUCUAGGUAGCUGCCUUAAUUUUUUUUGUAAAGGCUCCCAAGCCUUUGUGGAUCCCUCCACCUCCUAAAAGUAAAAGGCAGUAGGUUCUGAUUUUGGUCCACCUCUGGUAUUUUAUUUACCCAGUAGCCACAUCUGGUGGGCUUUCCCCUAUCCGCCACCUGGGGAGACGCUCAAUGGAAGAUCAAUAUUUUGGCACAAUUUUAAAUUUUAACAACCUUCUAAAUUUGAAAUAAUCAUUGUCCAGAGACCAUCUAAGCCUGCUAAUUUCUCACAUGAUCUAAGGGCACAUGCCUCAAUGGUUGCUGGAUCAGACACAGGAUACUGAUGGUGUUUAAAAAAAUAAUUCUUCAUAAAGAUUCUAAAUUUCAUUCUGUGUUUAAAAAAAAAAAAAUCACAAUAAUUAAAAUAUACUGCUUUAAUGAAAAAUUCUAAUAGUAACAUAAACUCAUAUUUCAGAGACUAUUUAGCCCUGAACGUCUAUGUGGCUCUUUGUUACUACAAGCUGGAUUAUUAUGAUGUCUCACAGGUCUGUGAUUUUUCAUAAGGAUUAGUUGAUAUCAGAGGAUGUCAUGUUUGACUUUAUUGGCCGGGAUAAAGCAAAAGGAUCAUCACUUAAUCUUAAAAAAAAUAAUGCAGUUUUGUUGAUAUUAAUGUAUAAAUGUAUAAUUUUUAAUCCCUUACAAUUUUUUAAUUUUGUCAUCUAAAAAAGUUUUAACCUCUUUAUGGAGUCUUAAAAAUAGUAUUAUUAAAAUAAACUUUUUUUCAAAAUGUUUUAUGAAAUUUUUUAAUGGUUUUAAAAUUAUUAGAUUCUUAACUUCUAUUUCUACAAUUUUAAACCUGCUCAUUUUAUUAUAAAUUCAUAUUCUAUAGAAUGUUUUUCUUCAACAUUUUAUAAUAUUAUAAUUGCUUUAAUUAAUGGUGUUUAAUUAUAUAUUCCCAGGAAGUUUUGGCUGUCUACCUACAACAAUAUCAAGACAGCGCUGUGGCCCUCAAUUUGAAAGCUUGCAAUCACUUUAGGUUGUAUAAUGGAAAAGCUGCUGAGGUAUCUUUAAAAAAAAAGUGAAGAGUGUCUGAAAAUUCACUUUCCACUUCUUAGAAUCCUUAUUCUUACAGGCUUUUAACAAAGAGACUGGGAUAUAUAAUUGUUCAGUAUCUCUAAAAAUAUAAAUCUCACAAGUGUCUUGUUUGAUGGCAUGCAUCUGAAAUGUAACAGUUGGGACUGAGCUACAAACCAUUCUUUUCUUUUCCUUUGAGAAGGAAGGCGGUUGGGUCAGCCAGGUCAUUUUUGUCCGGGCCUCAUUAGUGGCCUGAAAAUGGUUAAGGGUUGUAUAACUAUUCAAAUAUUAGCUGCAGACACACAAAAAUUCCCUUGAAGCUGGAAUAAAUGAAAUAAAUAGUUGAGUGUUAUAAUUUUACAAUUUCUGUAACAAAAGUUCAGCUUUGUAAAAAUCUAUAAGUUAGUAUAAGGGUCCUCAAAAAGCCUUGUGGUUCACGGCUCUAACAAUCACUACAAGGCACUAUGUACAAUAACAUUAAAGAACUUUAAAGUCUUGCAAUCAGUUUAUUGCAUUUUUAUACUUUUUACAACUAGAAACAUCUUUCCCUCUCUUUCCUGUAUUUUUUCUGGUGUUUUACAAGUAGUUAAUACAUAAAGUAUUGGCUUAUGUGACAAUUUUUAAAUUUAUUAAUGUGCAAAUAUAUAUUUUUUUUUCCUUAAGGCUGAAUUGAAAGCCCUCCAGGAAAUGGCUUCCCCUUCAUUUCAGUUUGCCCAAGAUCUCAUUAAACACAAUCAGGUUUGAAAAUGAUUUGAUUUAAUUAUUAAUAAAUUCAACUGAACUUAUUUCCAAAUUUAUGCAAAAUUAUCAUUUUAAUUAUGUGUUUUUGUUUCCUUUUAUAGCCAUGAAUCUAACCCUGUGUCAUGUAGUAUUGCUUGCAAUUUUAGUUUUUCUAUCAAAAUCCAUCACAGGAUAAUGCAUUAAUUAAUAACAAUUAUAAUUAUGAUAGUUAUAUUUUGCUGAAACAGGAGGCCUAAAUAUUUUCAAUUUCAGUAUAAUUAUUCAAAUAAACAUUCCAAGUAUGCUCAUCCUUUCCAUAGGUCGUCUUUAGAAGUGGGGACGGUGCACUGCAAGUGUUGCCACCUCUUAUUGAUGUAAUACCAGAAGCAAGGCUUAAUUUAGUUAUCUAUUAUCUAAAGCAAGGUAAGUAGUUAUUUUAUAAUUUUUAUUUAAAAUUUAUAUUCCUUUUUUAUUUUUGGUUCCUAUUAAAAAUCUUUAAAUUUUACGAAAAUUAAUGUUAUUUAAAUAUACAAAAAAAAAAAAAAAUGCAUUGAAGAGUUUUUAUGAUGUUUUUUACUUCCUCCUAUUCUGGUGACACAAUGUCAAUGCUCCUAUCCUCUUUAACACCUUCAAUCCCCUGUUUAAGGACCAACCAGAAUUCAGAUAAAAAUCUAAGCACAGCUCUUUUAAGUUCAGAAACACUUGUAGGGAAGCCACUAACAAUGUGUGCUAUAAAAUACUUGCUUAUAUGUGUGUGAAAUCUAAACAUACACAAUUACUUUUUUUAGAAAAUUUUUUUAAAAAAAAAAAGUGGUAAAAAAAAAACCCCCCCCCCCCCCCCCAUCAAAAACAUGGGAAACUAAUUCAACCUAGAAUUAUCAUGCACAAAGUGACUAGAAAUCAUAUGGAGUCAUUUAAGAAGGUGUAUAUAUUAAGUUAGCACAAAGUCCAACGUUUUCUGUACACCAUCUGUACAGAAAUUGUAUUGCAUAAGGACAUGCUAAAUAAACGGUAACUGUAAAUCUGUUUCAGAUGAUGUACCAGAGGCUUAUAACCUGAUCAAAGACCUGGAACCUACAACACCACAAGAAUAUAUUCUUAAAGGAGUUGUCAAUGCUGCUCUGGGACAAGAACAAGGAUCAGUGAGAUUCACCAAAACCUAUUAAAUUCUAAAUCCUUUGUUUUAGAUAAAAUAAUAAAUGCGGAUAAUUCCAAUACAAAAAAUAAAUCUUUAAAAAAUAUUUUUUUAAAAUAUAUUUAUAAGAAAUAAAAAUUGGUAGAAAGAAGAAUAUUAAUGGAUUUUUGUGCAAUAGAAGUUGAAUUAUUUACAUAUCUACUCAGAGAGAGCAUAUGAAGAUAGCCCAGCAAUACUUCCAGCUGGUGGGAGGCUCAGCCAGUGAGUGUGGUAAGUAAAUCAUAUUUUGUUUCAUAUCUUUCACAGCUUUAUUUAAUAAAAGUUAAGUAACAUACCUAACUUAAAAUGUCUGUUUUCUUUUUGCAGAUACUAUCCCUGGUCGCCAGUGUAUGGCAUCAUGUUUCUUCCUUCUGAAGCAGUUUGAAGAUGUCCUUAUUUAUCUUAACUCCAUCAAGGUGUGGUACACUUCUUGUGGUGCUUAUUUAGCUCACUAAAUAACCAGUAAACAUCACAUCAGCUUUUAGCCACUAAAGGGAUAUGCAAUAAUAAAUAAUAUAGUGUUUAAAGCAUUAGACACCGUUCUAGCUAAGGUCAUGUUAUUGUUCAAUGUAUUAUGGAGUUUUCCAAUUCGAAAAGUAGCUCUUAAUGCCUUGUCUUAUAUAGGCAUCAUAAGUGGGGGGAAGGGGGGGGUUGUGUCAAUCUAGGGUAAGGUAUGGGAGACCGAAUUAGCUAUCUGUGGAUUAAAAAAUUUUAAUGCACAGACCAACAAAGCGGGAUCGCAGGUUCAAAGGGUUAAUGUGAAAUUUAAUCAGUUUAAUAGAGUGGCAUGUCAUAAAUUGAUAUUUCUUUUGUUGUUUUUUUUUUUGCAUUAAAUUUCUAGUGCUGUAAUACAAAAAUAUGUCAUUCUUUUUAUAGAGCUACUUUUACAAUGAUGACAAUUUUAAUUUCAACUAUGCUCAAGCCAAAGCAGCUGUUGGCAACUUUAAAGAAGCAGAGGAGGUCAGUUGUGUAACACUUUAUUUUAACUUAAUAGUAUUUUUGGUCUCUGUAAGGCUGUCUCUUUCAAUGAAAGGCUUUAACUUAAUAGUAUUUUUGUUCUCUGUUAGUGUUAGGCUGUCUCUUUCAAUGAAAGGCUUAUUGAUCAAUGGUGGGACUGUUUUAUAAAAAAGAAAAGUCUUACAAAACUUUUUUCUCCAGAUUUUCUUGCUGAUUCAGAGUGAAAAAACAAAAAAUGAUUAUACAUAUCUCAGCUGGCUUGCACGAACCUGUAAGUUUUCACAUCUUAAUAUAAUUUUACUCACUUUCCUUAAAGAUAACAGCCAGUGAGGUCUUAAUAUAUUAUUUAUUAUAAACAAAUAAAUGUAACUCUAAUUUGAAAAGUAGUGGCCUCCCAAAUAUUUCAUUUUAAAUAAUUAAUUAUAUAUUUAUAUUUUUAGACAUCAUGAAUAGAAACGCUCGUCUGGCAUGGGAGUUGUACUUAAAGAUGGAGACAUCAGGAGAAUCCUUCAGCUUGUUACAGCUUAUUGCAAAUGAUUGUUACAAGGUAUUUCUUUUAUCCUAAAAAUGAUCACCAAUUUAAAGGGUAUGCAUGUAGCAUUGAAAGUAGAAAACAAUUGAGUUUCUUCAGAGGACAUGGCAUUAUAAGCUUUUGCAAAACUGAAGUGGGCUGUAAAUUGUUUUGUUUCAAUUAUUAACUCAUUCCCGACGUUUGCGACUAAAUGCGUCUUUUACGGGUUUCGCCGGAUGCGUCCAAAUGCGUCCCGGCGCAUAGCGACACACCUCUCUCAUAUCUAUUUAAAAAUAGCAAUGAAAUCUCGCAUCCCUCGAGACUUCCGGUGAUGGCGUGGUUCAGCGUGAUUUUAAUUUAAAAACCGGAAGUUUUCAUCUUGUUUCACUUUAAAACUACAUGUGCUUUAGUACGGCGCGUCUACAUGUAGCAUGUGUUCGUCCGAGGUGCCGAAAAUCAAUUUUUUGGUCAUUGUUCGUUAUUUUUUCCCCGCUGUUAUAUUUAUAUUAAACCUCAUUCAUUUUUUGUUGCAUUUGUUCUUAAUUCAUUAACAUUAAAUAAUAUUUAGUAGCUUAAAUAUAUAUUUAAAAAAUGUAAACAAUUUCAAAACCGGGUUGCUUCCCUUUCUCAGGCAAAUAAAUUAAAUACUGAAGUAGCAUUGCAGGAGGGAAUGAGUUAAUACAACUCUUCCAUUGGUGCUCCUUACACAGAUUACUUCUAAACUGUUUAGAGUUUAUACAAAGAAAUAAUUUAUUAUUUUGUUGCUUACAUUCCCCAGAUGGGCCAGUUUUAUUAUGCAGCAAAGGCUUUUGAUGUGCUGGAGAGACUUGAUCCAAAUCCUGAAUACUGGGAGGGCAAGAGGGGUGCCUGUGUGGGUGUAUUUCAGUUGAUCAUUGCUGGCAGUGAGCAAAGGUACAUGUUUUAUGAUAUGCUGGCAUUGACUUUGGUAUGGUCAAUCUUUUUUUCUGAAAUACUCAUUUAAUCUAUCAAAAUUAGGUGGACACAUGCUUUACCUAUUAUGUAAUUUUAGUUAAGUAUAUUGUGACAUUUUGAAUCAAAAGCAGCUAAAGAUAUGGGAGCUUAUCAACCAAUACCUUCCAUCAUUUACCACAAUUUGGUGAGGAUGUUCGGCGGUAACCAUAUUCCUUCCAAAUUGUAGGUAAAUUACUCACUUUAGAUGUAUAUUACAUACAACCAAUAAAAACUUGAACUGGAAUGAUUCACAUCAGAUCAUGGUGCGUUGAGAAUUCAGCAGGCAUGAUACAGCUUUUCACCAGUGUAGCAGCUUUUAUAAAUUAUUUGACAAAUUACCAUAAAGAGUUUCAUUUCAUUUUGAGGGGUUCAAUUUAGAUUAAAGUAUGUCAGUUGUGUCUAAUAGGAGCUCCUUGCAUAUUUUGGUGAAACUAAGACCCCAUUUAGAGGCAUAGAAGAUGGCAGACACAUCCUAUUAAGUGAUAAAACAAAUUAUGAGAGUUUGACUCCCCACUUAUUCAGAGAUAAAAUGUAUAUGCUUAAAAAUUAUUUCUGCUAAAAAGUUAAGAAUUAAGAACUGGCUUAUAAUUGCGAGCAUUUAUAUAAAUUUGCAGGGAAAAACUUCUUGAAAUAAUCCAAAUUCUACUGAAUAGUCGAUACCCUCAGGUAGAAGAGAUGAUAUGUGCUUUCAGAAAAUGGGGGUGUGAAAAUACGCUGAUGAUGUGAUAUUAAGUGUGAGAUAUAUUGACGUUUCAAUUUUGUUCUCAUUAUUUGUUUAACUAUUAUAUGUGAAUUCCAUAAAUGUUUUUGCAACUCUUGAUAGACAAUGAAUAUGGCAUAUAUAAAUGUGCCCUCAUAAAGAAGUCAUUAAAUAAUAUCCGAAUUUCUUAUCAAGUUUUAUUAUUAUUAUUUAUUUUUUCGCAUUUCAUUGUAUUUCAAUUUAUUCUUAUAUUUUUCUAAAACUGGCACAUAAUUUACUAGAGUUUUAAUUUAAGUUUAUAUUCGUAUAUAUUAAGUUAUAUACUGGAUUAUUUGAUAACUUCUCAUCUUAGAAAUAUUUUUAGUUUUUUUUACUAGAAAUUCAGCUAACUUAAUUGUUUCAAUCAGGAAUAAAAAUGAAACUCCAAACUGCCAUAUUGAUCAAUUGUUCAUUUGCCCAGCAUGAGUUGUGUGCCCUGCUGUUUACCUUUUCAACACUUCUUCUAAUGCACACCCUAUAACACAUAUUCCAAUGAGUGAAUAGCAUCCCCUUAAACUUAAAAAGUCAAACUGGUCAUGAGGAAAAAAGCAAUGUUGUACUCUCCAUGUCAUUUAUGUAGUACUUUAACUAAAGUAUUUCAUGGAAUACAACAUUGAAAAUUCCUUAAUUAAUUGUCUAUUUGAUUUAUGUUUGUAAUAUUUCCAUUUGAAAAAAUAUAUAUGUAUGCUGUAGACCCAUUAAUUUGCAACAUAUUUUUAGUUUCUUAUUUUUUCAGUCAACUUUGCAUUGCUGAAUUAUUAUAAAUAAUUCUUCUCACAGAGAAACCCUAAGAGAUAUCAUCAACAUGCUGAGAAAUACCAGUAAUCCACAGGUGGAGUACAUCAUACGCACAAUGAAGAAAUGGGCAAAAGAUAACAUGGUAUCCGUGCCAUAAUAAGCUUGAUCUGAGACAGUUGCAACUGUGAUUAUUUUGACCUUUUUUAAGUUAUGAAAUAAAUUGUUUACUAUUGCAAUAUAAAUGCUUGGAGAGAAAAAAACACCCCACUUCAUGAAAUGACCUUAAAGUUAUGACUUGCGUAUUUUAAGUUUUAAUUAAAUGUGGUCUAUCAACUAGCUGAGUUAUUAGUAACUCUUAAAUGCAAUGAAAUUUUAGCUUGAAAAAAUACUAUUUAAGAUAAAUUUAUCUUAAAUCGACAACUUAAAUUUUUUUACCCCAUUAUGAAAGGGUAAUUUGAAGGCAAUUUAAUCUUUAUUCUUGGCACUUUUUUACCAUGCAAGUUACAAAAUAGAACACAAUUGAUAGCAGCUUAGUUUUAUGCCCUUAAAUUUUGAUUGUGAAAAUUACCAGAUUUCUUAUGUAAUUACCACAUUGCUGGGAACCUAUUUGCAAUAAUUGUGUCCAGCCUUUGGUCAUGUAAUUACUGUUUUUGAUAACAGAAUAUCUAUUGUCAUCAGUAGAAAAUUGCUUUUAAAUAAGAUAAAGAACUUUUUGAAUUGGUUCCUUCAAUUAUUUUAAUGAGCCCAUUAGACUCACAAAAAACUGUGCCUGUCUUUAGUAACAUAAUUUAUUAUUACAUGUUGUCAGAAUUUUAAGGAAAUUCAUAGGACCAAUCAAUACACCACCUCACAAAGUUUGCAGCUUUCAUUCAGAAUUUUUCACCUGAUUCUGAUGUGGCGGUUAUUUUUUUUUUUGGUAAAAAAUUGUCUCACGUGAAUGAAAGGGACUUUCUCAUUUAUAAUUUUUUAUAGCUGUCAUUUAUUCCUUACCGGUAUCUUAAAACUAUUUUUUUGGUUGUUUGAUAUGUUUAUCUGGCAAAGUUGAGUGUUUGUAGCAAAGAGAAAUAUAACAACAGAUCUGUCAAAAGUUUAGUAUUUAAAGAGAAAUAUAACAAAAGAUCAGUUGAAUUGAUGUUUUCUAUUUUAUAGGUUGAUUAGUUUUUAAAAUUUCAACCCAAAAUGUUUCAGUCGUGGGGCUGUGGUUUUUGUAAUGGUAACAUAUGAGCUCUUGAAUUCAGUUUCAGAGCCUAUUAUCUUGUAAUGGUAACCAUGUGAGCUCUUCAAUUCAGAGCCUAGUAUAAAUACAAAAUUAUGAAAUCUAAGCUAUUAACUUAAAGGUGAUAUGUUGCCUCUCAUUUUAAUGGGGGUUUUUUGGGUUAAUUUGAGCUAAUCCUGAAGACUUCAUCCAGGGACUGAGAUUAUUUACAGGCUUAACUUUUCUAAAUGUAUUAAUUAAUGAGUAAUAACAAUUAAAUUCAUUUAAUGGGGGCAUUCCUUUCUCAAAAUUUGAUGGAAUUUGUUUUUUGUCUUUUUCCAUAUUGAAGAAAAUGGUUUCAUCAAAAAAUAUUUAAAUAUAAUGUCAAAUUUCCAUGAGAAGUUGUUACAUACUGAAGUUGUUACCUACUGUGUCACUUCUGUUUACUUUGAAUUAUAGAUUUAAUGAAAUGGUCAUAUUGUCUCAAAUUUUUUCUUUAUAUUAGAGGCAAAAUUCAUACAAUUUUAUAUCACAUUACACAUCUCUUCAGACAGCUGUGCCAAUCUAUCAGCCCAAAGUCGAAUGGCAAAAAAAGACAAAUGGACAAUCCAUCUGCCCAAUAAUAAAAGCCUCUAGAUUGGCUGGCUGGUUUUUGUACCAGUUAAUCAGAUUGCUUCUCGCACUCCUUGCUCAUCUCGCCAUUUUAAUGUUGAGAUUUUCUGUUGGAUUCUUAAAGAUUGUAUUAGUACAUUCAAUUCCCUAUAAGAAUAUAUAUACAUUGGUAAGGUAAUUUUUUUUUUUGCAAAGUGAAGGGUAUGUAAAAAAAAAAAGGCUCUAUCUUGUUGGCAUCGACUGUCCAAAAACAUUCCGUCUCAAGAGGGUUAAUUUAGGGUUUAAGCUGACUUCUUAAAAGAUAGCUCCCUGAGUUCAUUGUGAGAAAAGAUUCUAAUUUACUUCUAGGACAUCUGUUGUUGCUUUUUUUUACAUGCUCUAUUAGCAACUUAAUAUUUACCCUUAAAUACAAAGACUUGUACUAUAACAAUUUUGUAAAUCAAAAAUAUUUUUUUAGAUAUGCACCAAUUUUCAAAAGUGUAAAUAAAUCUCUUUAAAAUAUUAUUUGGUUUUAUAGUGAAUCUGUUUUAAAUAAACUUAAGUAUAAAUCU
Messenger RNA from Lymnaea stagnalis (great pond snail), 15754 nucleotides. NCBI's taxonomy places the organism in Eukaryota, Metazoa, Mollusca, Gastropoda, Lymnaeidae. The record is from the annotation of a GenBank genome assembly.